UCAGUUUGGUUUCAGAAGUUCGAGAGAGCCGCAAAAGUUCAGGGCAGUUCGUGAUAAAAAUCGAGGGAAAAGAAAAUCGGACCGAUAAAUUGUCGAAUUCUGCUCAGUGUGUCGCAUACACUAAUUUAUACGAUAACUCGAAACGUACAGUACGAUCGUCCAGGACUGCCAAUACUUUGCAAUCUAAACCUCAGCAAUGUACACUGUUCGAUUCCCGGUAAAGUGUUAAAGUCAGGGAAGAAUUGUCAUAGAGGAAACUACCGCAAUGAAAACGAUUCACAUUGGUUGGAUAUUAUAAUAACGGUUGCGCGUAUCUCCCUUGGGGUUUUGCAAAUUCCGUGGAAAUCCUGGCAAUUACUCAUCAUUUCCAGACCACAGCAUCUCAUCUGGUUUUAAUUUUUAUCCGUCUCAACGUUUGAGAGUUCGUAAAGCGAUAGAAGGUGCAAUUUUCAAAUCCAAUAGGCAAGGGUUCGCUGCAGGAAGCAUCGAUAUCGAGCGUUUCCAUUGCAGUUUCAUUGAAGCACACUUAUAAAACGGAAAAUGCCUCGGUUUUCAUAAAAAGCAUUAAUGCAAGUAUCGGAUGUGUGGCGGAGAACGGAAACAGAUAAGAUCGUGUGCGGUGACGACUAAGCGAUCUUCGCAUCGGACUUAAGAGCGGUGAUGUCAGUGUCGCUCGUUAUUCUAGUUAAGAGUCGUUCACUGUUUCAUUUGAACGUACGUAUCAACGAAAUCGACAUGUUAACGCUGCUCUACCCCAACGGAAUUGCCAACAAUUUUAAUUGGUUCACAGUGAAUCCAGAGUGGAAUGCAGAUAGUUGAGCGAGUGCGCUAAAUAUAUGGCAGAUGUGUUUAAUAAACAUAGAGGAUCGCGCGUGGAUGGCGGUGUUUAAAUCACGACUACGCAACAGCACGCAAGUCUGAGAGUGAGAGUGAAUUUUCCCUUGAUUUCAUCUCACCGUAUUGCAAUCACACAUGGAUACGAUUAGACGCAGAAUGUCAAGUCCGAACCGGUUCAAUAUUUUUGGCAGACUAUCGGGACGUCCUACGAGCCUGCAGGAGAAUCCUAGUCCGGAUGAAAAUAAAAGGCCUCAAUCUGUCGUCGUCAAUUUCAAGGAGAACGAAGAUAUCAGAGAUGCAGAAUCCUGCCACAGUAGCAUAUCUUCCGAAGACAGUGCGGAUCUAGGAGUGUUUGCCUGUGCAAGACAGCGUCCCAAGUCGCAACAGCUGUGGGAAAAAGAGGAUAUAAUUUUGGCAUUGUCUGCUCUGCCGGCAGGAGAGGCGGCACUGGCACUGAUUCCUUCGCUCCACGGAGAUGAUCUGACGACGGCAUUGCGAGAAAGUCAAAAUCUCAAUGUUGGAGAUACCAGUAUAAGGGGGCACAGGCUAUCGACUCCUAGUUUUGUUAAUCGGUACAUAAGGAAAGCGUCACUGGCUGCAGAAAACGACGCAGCUGCAGCGGCAGCUCCUGGUGAGCUGAUUUCCAAAUGGCCAAACACUUGUCUGCUUGUAUCCUGUUUCUUUGGAAAGUUAGAGCUGGUAAAGUACCUGUUGCAGAGAGGGGCACGUGUUGACGCUUGCGAUGGUGACGGCAGAACGCCCCUGCACUUGGGUGCAUGUUCAGGUUCGGUUGAAAUAAUCGAGGAGUUGUUGAAAUAUAAUGGCAACCCGGAAGAGUGGGAUGUGAACAGAAAGUGCACUCCGCUACACUGUGCAGCAGCAGCUGGGGAUGUCAAGUCUGUCAAGCUGCUGCUGAAAUCUGGUGCCAACGUGGAUGCCGGUCUGUCAGGGAACAGCAUGGACCAUGAGAAAACUCCGCUGCACUAUGCAGUCCUAAAUGACGCCAGCGAUUGCGUAGAAGAGCUACUGAGGGCGGGUGCUUCUCCAAAUAAUUCAGUGGUUUACACGGAAACGCCGUUGCACGUUGCAGCCAGUUUAGGCUCAGCACGUUGCGUAAGUCUUUUGUUGAACUACGGUGCAGACGUAAGGGUACAAUUUGGAAGUGCAAGAUCGACGCCGUUACACUUAGCUGCGGAAGAAGGUAGCGCAGAUUGCACGAAGUUACUAUUGGAAGCAGGAGCACCGUCCGAUGCACGGAAUGCCAGAGGUCAGUCAGCAAUGCACUUGGCAGCGUUGGCCCAGUCUGCUGAAACGGUGGAUCUCCUGAUUAAAGCCGGCAGUAGCGUUAAUAUGGAAGAUAGCGACGGUAGAACACCACUGCACGCCGCCGUCGCCAAAGCUAUGAGGGGUGGAGAAUUGGUGAAAGCGUUAAUCCAGGCAGGAGCUCUGGUGAACAAGCCCGACAAGUACGGAUAUACACCGCUGCAUACAGCUGCUUUGAACGAAAAUUCGUCACUGGUCACACUGCUGCUGACCAAAGGUGCGGAUGUUACGGCGCGCACGAAGGGAGGAAUUUCGGCACUGUGUUUCAUCGUGCGUAGAACCCCCAACGUAUUGCCAAAAUACGUGGGGCGACUCGAUCAGGCUAUUUCUUUGCAUGACCAUGAACUGGGCGAUGUAGACUGCGAGUUGAAGCUGGAUUUUAGACCCCUGAUGACCGGUGGUCGAGGCGAGGCAGAGUUAUUUCUUUGUUUGAUCGAAGCUGGCCAGAGACAUAUUUUGAAACAUCCGCUAUGCGAAACCUUCUUGCACUUGAAGUGGUUGCGUAUCAGGAAAUUCUUUGUGUUUAGCCUAAUUUUUCACUCUCUGUUCGCGAUUAUACUCAGUAUUUACAUUUUCUUAACAUUCUAUAUGGAAUGGUACAAGUGGAGUAAAUUUCUUUACUGGCCUGUGCUUGGGUUCACAUGUACGCUAGCGUGUAAAGAACUUUUCCAAGUAGCUCAUGGCAUAACAGGUUACGCAAAACGCUGGGAAAAUUGGCUGCAGUGGAGCGUCAUUAUUAUUUCUGCGAUAGUUUUAAUCUGGCAGGGCACAACCUGGUCCCUACAUGCCGCGGCAAUAGGUGUUACAUUAGUCUGGGUUGAGCUCAUGAUAGUCGUUGGCCGAUUUCCAAUGUUCGGCCUUUACAUACAAAUGUUCACACAAGUCGCGGUAAACUUUUUUAAAUUCCUUGGUGCCUAUUCAUGUUUAAUAAUCGGUUUUUCAUUAGGUUUCACAGUGAUUCAUAAGGACUACAAGUCAUUCGCAAAUCCAGGGGUGGGAUUGAUAAAAACAAUUGUAAUGAUGUCGGGAGAGUUGGAAUUUGAAGACAUGUUCUGGAAUGCCACGGAUAUCUCAAUCGCGCGUGGCGCUACUAUGCACCUCAUGUUCUUAGUUUUCGUUAUAUUGGUCACUGUGAUUUUGACAAAUUUACUGGUAGGUCUUGCCGUUUCCGACAUACAAGAGCUGCAGCGCUGUGCCGGCUUAGAGAGAUUGAUUAGAAGAGCCGAGCUGGUGGCACACUUGGAAAGUUUGUUGUUCUCAAAACUCUUGGAUUACACUUCUAUAAAAAUAGUAAGGAUAUUUCGUAAAGGAGCCUUACUGUUGCACCCCCCGCAUCACUGUGGUGUAAACAUUCGCCCCAAUGAUCCGAGAGAUAAAUGUCUUCCAAGAGACUUGGCGAAAGCUGUGUAUCACUUGGUUGCAAAGAAAAAACUUCGCAACAGAGUACCCAGAUACCCGUCAAAUCAAAGCUUGAUUAGUACGAGUGCCGGAGACAUAAGAAUGAGCAAAAUUCAGAGAUUUCCCUCGACUAGUGAAUACAGCAGACAGCAGGUUACUGAAUUAGUUGCUGACCUGAAGAAAUGCUCGGGUAAAUUAGGAACGCAAUUAGACGUGUUGACAAAAAGAAUUGAACUCAUCGCCCAAGAAAUGGAUCAAAACGGUUAAUGAUCAGCUGUGAGAAGUGUAAGUUACGAGAUGGACUAUAAAUACUCACCAACAACUUUGUUCCGAAUCGUUUACCAUCUUGCAAAGUUAUCGUAGCAUUUUGACCCGGCGUUGUUGGUAGUGAAACAUCAUCCACCUUGGCACCGUAGACUAGAUCCACGGAAUCCUUAUUCGAGAGUUGCUGGCUGACGGCGUGAAGCAGCAGAUCAUUUUCCACUAUGUAAGCCAACCCGUCUGCCAAAUGAUCCUCGUUGAAUGUGAUCAUAGCAUCGGAACAAGCAUCCCACACCUAUACAUAAACUAACGUUAACAUGCCUAUUCAAUUAUUAGAUAGUAAGAUUGAUCCUACAAACAGUCCAAGCAAUUUUCCAACUUGAACCGAACGAUGAUUGUACGAGGUAAAAUAAAAGCUAUUCCAACCAUUUUAA
This is a messenger RNA of Neodiprion virginianus, 4253 nucleotides long. It is a transcript of the gene pyx, whose product is annotated as transient receptor potential channel pyrexia-like. Bases 973 to 3825 code for a protein of 950 amino acids. Gene Ontology annotation, cellular component: membrane. The record is from RefSeq and is a predicted model, not a curated record. Lineage: Eukaryota; Metazoa; Arthropoda; Insecta; Hymenoptera; Diprionidae. Gene Ontology annotation, biological process: transmembrane transport; monoatomic ion transport. Gene Ontology annotation, molecular function: monoatomic ion channel activity; protein binding. The transcript has 7 exons.